AUGUUCAGAACACUGCCUGACACGGCUGAAGGCUGCAAACAGAUGAAUGCUAUUUGUCAAGCGUCACCAGGAAAAACUGCUUUUAUGGAGUUCAACAAUGCCAUCGGUGGUCCGACGAUCGCAGAGACCGUCACUUCUCUAUUGACCUGUCGCGAUGACAUGAAAUGGUACUUCACUUUCAUGGGAAACUCGUUGUAA
Molecule: messenger RNA, 198 nt
Organism: Cooperia oncophora
Lineage: Eukaryota; Metazoa; Nematoda; Chromadorea; Rhabditida; Trichostrongylidae
Source: the annotation of a GenBank genome assembly